This is a messenger RNA of Hippocampus comes (tiger tail seahorse), 2701 nucleotides long. It is a transcript of the gene pdia5, whose product is annotated as protein disulfide isomerase family A, member 5. Gene Ontology annotation, biological process: protein folding. Lineage: Eukaryota; Metazoa; Chordata; Actinopteri; Syngnathiformes; Syngnathidae. Gene Ontology annotation, molecular function: protein disulfide isomerase activity. The record is from RefSeq and is a predicted model, not a curated record. Gene Ontology annotation, cellular component: endoplasmic reticulum. The coding region runs from base 16 to 1635 and encodes 539 amino acids. The transcript is spliced from 17 exons.
GUGAAGUGACUGCGCAUGCGCGCCCAGACGUGGCAACGCAGCGGCAUCAUGGCCUCUCGGAACACCUACGGGAGUCUGAUGAGACCGGGGAAAAUGCUCGGCUUCCUACUCCUGGUGUUGCUAACAUCGGUGCUGGAUGCAGUGAAGGUGUCUCCCCUAAUCGAGAGGGUCAGCGACCACAAAGACUUGAAGAAACUGCUCAGGACGAGGACCAACGUUCUGGUGCUCUACACCAAGACAGCUACAUCCAGUGACGCCUACCUGAAGCUGCUGUCCGACGUGGCCCAGACAGUCAAGGGCCAAGGCACCAUCGCCUGGGUCAACUGCGGAGAUUCGGAGGGCCGUAAGCUGUGCAAGAAAGUCAAAGUUGACCCCGGCUCCAAAAGCAGCGCUGCCGAGCUGCUGCAUUAUAAAGAUGGAACCUUCCACACGGAGUACAAUAGGCCUGCCACCUUCAAGUCCAUGGUGGCUUUCCUGAAGGACCCCUCAGGGCCUCCGCUGUGGGAGGAAAACCCGGAAGCCAAAGACGUCGUCCACGUGGAAACAGAAAAAGACUUUAGGAAGCUGCUGAAGAAAGAGGAGAGGCCGCUGCUCAUGAUGUUCUACGCGCCCUGGUGUGGCGUGUGUAAGAGGAUGCAGCCCAUCUUUCAGCAAGCUGCCACGGAGACAAAGGGGCGAUAUGUUCUGGCUGGCAUGAACGUGCACCCAUCCGAAUUUGACGACCUCAAGCAAGAAUUCAGCGUCAAAGGCUACCCGACCUUCUGCUACUUUGAAAAGGGCAAGUUCCUCCACCACUACGAGAACUACGGGGCCACGGCCAAGGACAUCGCCGAAUGGAUGAAGAACCCUCAGCCAGCACAGCCAAAGACUCCUGAGGUGUCCUGGUCCGAGACAGAUUCGUCCGUCUUCCACCUGACAGACGAAUCCUUCGAUGUCUUCAUGGAGGAACAUCCAGCCGUCAUGGUCAUGUUCUACGCCCCCUGGUGUGGCCACUGCAAAAAGAUUAAGCCAGACUAUGAAGAAGCUGCCCAAAUACUCAACAAAGAUCCAAAGAGUCCGGGCGUGUUGGCGGCAGUGGACGCCACCGUCCACAAGGCUGUGGGGGAUCGCUUCAAAAUUUCCGGAUUCCCCACCCUGAAGUACUUUGAGAAAGGACAGGAGACGUACACGCUGCCGCACAUUCGCACCAAAGAGAAGAUCGUCGACUUUAUGCACAAUCCGCAGGCCCCGCCGCCUCCGGAGCAGUCCUGGGAGGACAAGCCCUCCAGCGUCCUCCAUCUUGGCUCGGAGGACUUCCGAGAGGCCCUGAAGAAGAAGAAACACAGUCUGGUCAUGUUCUACGCUCCAUGGUGUCCGCACUGUAAAAACGCUGUCCCUCACUUCACGACUGCAGCGGAACUCUUCAAAGAAGACCGCAAAAUCGCCUACGCAGCGGUAGACUGCACCAAAGGACAAAACCACGAGCUGUGCAAGCAGGAGGGCGUGGAGGGCUACCCGACCUUCAACCACUAUAACUACGCGAAAUUUGUGGACAAGUACCACGGAGAUCGCGGGGAAGCCGGAUUCAUCGGCUUCAUGCGCAGCCUGCGAGGCCGCGAUCAGGAGAAAGUCCUUAAGAAGAAGGAGGAGCUCUGAUGACGAUGGAAGGCCGCUUGAACCCCCCCAGAACCUCCAACCCCUUUCAAGGGCCCCAUCAGCACUGACACAGGAGACAAAAAUGACCUCAAAUAUUUUGAAUACCACGCUAAUCACGUUUUGUUUUUUCUUUUUUGGGGGCGGGCGCAGUACACCAAACUCGCCUGGACACUGUGACUGAUUAUGUGACAAGCUACAUGCUAAUCUAUGCAAUUCCCAAGAUGGCGGUCAGGGGGUCCCGGCAGACUUCCUGUCCAGAGCCGUCCACCAUCUUGUUUAUGGCUGCUCAUCAACAUGCGACGCCACGGUUAGCAUAGCAACGUGGCGUGACAUCAAUCCUGGCCAAAGGGUGAGUUUUUGUCUUUAAAUGGUGGCCUUAAAAUAGUAAGAAUUCCAACAGAGGCCCGGUGCCUUUUGCUUGGUUUUCUUCCGCCCUUCAAGUCAAGAACAACGAUGCCAAAUAUGGCAUCAAACGACAUUUUUUUUUUAAAUACUUUUUUUUUGUCCACCCUUCUCCAAAUAUGUCAAUGAGAAGAUAAUCAUUUUUUUCCCACAACUUUUGUCAGUCUUAAAAAAUGGCGGUUUGACAAAGAAAUGAGACGUCAGUCUCCAUAUAUUUUGUCCAUUUUCAGAUACCACAAUGAAAAAUGUGUUAUCUCCCAAUUUUGCAGCUUUUUUUCCUCAAGUCACAUCGCAAACAAUAUUAAUUCAAGUUGUUAUUUUUCUACAAGAUACCGGUAGUUUAAAUAUGGGAGAUAUUAGCUGUGACAAAGAAAUGAGACUUUCACCCUCCAUAUUUUGAUAUUUCGUUAGCCCCUUUUGAGACUGGCCAAUAUUUUUUGUCUGCCCAUUACAAAAUAUGACGAGUAAAAUAAGAGUCAUUUUUUAGGGAACAUUUAUGGUGAGAGAAAAUCUAAUUGUAUUGAUUUUCUGGAAACAAAUAGAAGACAUAAUGUACCAAAAAAAAAAAAUGUGGAUGUGAAAUGCGCCAAUAUAGAAGAAAGACUGGCAAAUAUUUUUUGAAAACAUGCUGAUGAAAAUUUCUAUUCAAUUUUUUGCAAAAAAA